GGUGGAUAGUGGAGUGUUUCCCAUGUGGUAUUGGUGUGCUGGAUAUCCCCUCACUGGUAGCCUGGUAACAUGUACUCCCAGGUCUUUCUCUGCCUCUGUGGUGGAUAGUGGAGUGUUUCCCAUGUGGUAUUGGUAUGCUGGAUAUCCCUUCACUGGUAGCCUGGUAACAUACACUCCCAGGUCUUUCUCUGCCUCUGUGGUGGAUAGUGGAGUGUUUCCCAUGUGGUAUUGGUGUGCUGGAUAUCCCUUCACUGGUAGCCUGGUAAUAUAUAUUCCCAGGUCUUUCUCUGUCUCUGUGGUGGAUAGUGGAGUGUUUCCCAUGUGGUAUUGGUGUGCUGGAUAUCCCUUCACUGGUAGCCUGGUAACAUAUAGUCCCAGGUCUUUCUCUGUCUCUUUGGUGGAUAGUGGAGUGUUUCCCAUGUGGUAUUGGUGUGCUGGAUAUCCCUUCACUGGUAGCCUGGUAACAUACACUCCCAGGUCUUUCUCUGCCUCUGUGGUGGAUAGUGGAGUGUUUCCCAUGUGGUAUUGGUAUGCUGGAUUUCCCUUCACUGGUAGCCUGGUAACAUACACUCCCAGGUCUUUCUCUGCCUCUGUGGUGGAUAGUGGAGUGUUUCCCAUGUGGUAUUGGUAUGCUGGAUAUCCCUUCACUGGUAGCCUGGUAACAUACACUCCCAGGUCUUUCUCUGCCUCUGUGGUGGAUAGUGGAGUGUUUCCCAUGUGGUAUUGGUAUGCUGGAUAUCCCUUCACUGGUAGCCUGGUAACAUACACUCCCAGGUCUUUCUCUGCCUCUGUGGUGGAUAGUGGAGUGUUUCCCAUGUGGUAUUGGUAUGCUGGAUAUCCCUUCACUGGUAGCCUGGUAACAUACACUCCCAGGUCUUUCUCUGCCUCUGUGGUGGAUAGUGGAGUGUUUCCCAUGUGGUAUUGGUGUGCUGGAUAUCCCUUCACUGGUAGCCUGGUAACAUACACUCCCAGGUCUUUCUCUGCCUCUGUGGUGGAUAGUGGAGUGUUUCCCAUGUGGUAUUGGUGUGCUGGAUAUCCCCUCCCAAGGUGCAGGACUUUACAUUUUUCUUCAUUGAACUGUAGCAGCCACUUGUUGCUUCACUCCUGCAGCUUGGUGAGGUCUUCUGGUAGGAAAUGUGCAGUCAAGGGGUUGAGAUAUGUAGCAGCAAGUCACCCAAAGGAAACUGUGAUGAAAGAUUAUGGAAAUACAACUAAUGUGUCUGGGAGUUCCAAACUUUAAGACAUUCAUUGCUGAUUAUUAAGUAGAUGUAAGAACGUUUAAACUUGCCCACUAAACUGUAAACUGCCCUAAGCUGGACCAACCCCGGAUGGCAGCAAGGCAUACUAACCCCUGCACCACGGAGGCGUCAGAUCAUAGAUAAAAUACUACAUAAGCAAAACCCUGAAUUAUAUCUAACGACCCGUAACAGCCCCAUCCAGAGUGGCAAUGAUCACCGCUUCCUACUUUCCUUCCUUCAUCUGUAUUUCCUCCUGCCUACGACUUGAACUCUUUCUAGAGGAGGGUAUCAGGACACCUCUCCUCCCGAAAUUGACCUAUCUUUCGGCCACUCCUCUAACUCUUUAUAGGAGCAGUGAGUAGCGGGCUUUUUUUCCACAUUUGUUACCUUUUUUUAUGCCCUUGAACUGACUCCUCUGCUGUAAAACAAAACAAAAAUAAAAAAUAAAUAAAAAAUCAUCAGGUCCUGGCUCGGCAGUUAUGUGACUCCCCUUUCUGUUUCUCUUUCUCGCUCUCUCUCUUCCUAUUUGAUCUUUUCUCUUUUUUUCAUCCUAUAUACAAUUCCUCUUCUGUACGUAUUUACUCCCCUUUCUGUUUCCCUUUCUCGCUCUCUCUCUUCCUAUUUGAUCUUUUCUCUUUUUUUCAUCCUAUAUACAA
This is a messenger RNA of Eriocheir sinensis (Chinese mitten crab), 1894 nucleotides long. RefSeq lists its product as uncharacterized. Lineage: Eukaryota; Metazoa; Arthropoda; Malacostraca; Decapoda; Varunidae. The coding region runs from base 23 to 1240 and encodes 405 amino acids. The transcript has 3 exons. The record is from RefSeq and is a predicted model, not a curated record.